UCAGCCCAGCUGAUCGACAUUGCCAAGUGGCAUCAGACCUAUACUAGGUAGGGGUUGCCUACUCUAUCUAGCAAGUGUUCCGUGUCUAAGCUGUGCCUUCCCCUAGGUUCAUCGACCAGUGCAAUGACAUGUUCUCCGUGUUGGUCUCUGUGCAGGUGACAACCUCUGCCGUAUGCAUUGUCAUCACAAUCUUCUCGCUGCUCACCAGCGACUGGCUCGGAGGAUAUUGCUAUUUCUGUGUGCUGGUGCCCAAUAUGUACCUCUAUUGCAUUCUAGGCACAAUACUCGAGAACUGCAGUGAAAAGUUCAUGUACGAGCUCUACAACAUCUCGUUCUACAAUCUCAAUCCGAGCCAACAACGAUUUGUCCUCUUCAUGCUGGCCAAGAGCCAGCAGCCAGGCGCAAUCCUGCUGCUCGGAGUGAUGCCAUUGUCGGUCAGCAGUGCUCUCCAGGUAACCAAAAGUAUCUAUAGCAUUACCAUGAUGAUGGCUAGAUUCUUGCAAAAGUAAUCAACAUUUGAUGAGCAGCUGAUGAAGAUUUAUACUUAAAUCUUAUAUCAUAGUCGGAGUUCAGCCAACUCGCAGCAGGUAGUUAUAGCCGCCAUUUGGCUGGCAGCACCGAACGAUUUAUGAAUUAAUUAAAUGUUUACCAACUAACAACAGAGCUGUUUUAUGUAUGUUCCCUAGCCGGCGGAGAGG
This is a messenger RNA of Drosophila navojoa, 698 nucleotides long. RefSeq names its product putative odorant receptor 83c. Gene Ontology annotation, biological process: sensory perception of smell; detection of chemical stimulus involved in sensory perception of smell. Lineage: Eukaryota; Metazoa; Arthropoda; Insecta; Diptera; Drosophilidae. The record is from RefSeq and is a predicted model, not a curated record. Gene Ontology annotation, molecular function: odorant binding; olfactory receptor activity. Gene Ontology annotation, cellular component: plasma membrane.